ACUGGCCCGAGGUCACGCUGCCGCCAGGGAGCAGGUCACCCUGGCUGUGCCCCUCCCCUCCGUGCCCGCCAUGCUGUCCUCGAGCUCCUCUUCCCGCCCGGCCGGGGACAGCCAGGGCGGAGGGUCCGCGAGGGGACCGGAGGGGGCAGGAGAGGUUGCCCGCCGCCACGUGACCUUCCAGGCCCAGCCGGAAGACCCCGAGCCCCCUCCUCAGGUGAAGCACCCGGCCCAGCGGAGACACAGCCAGGUGACCGUCAGAUAUGACCGGGGGCAGCUGCAGCGUUGGCUGGAGGUGGAGGAGUGGGUGGACGCCAGGCUGCGGGAGUUGUACCAGGAGAUGCCUGAUGAUUCGGAGCCAGAGAUUGACCUGGAAGCGCUGAUGGAGCUGCCUAUAGAGGAGCAGAAGGUUCAGCUGCAGGAACUUCUCAGCCAAUGUUCGCAGCCCACAGAGGAGUUCAUCUCGGGGCUGCUCAGUCACCUCAAGAAACUCCGGCCACUCAGUCAACCUCUGAAGUACAGCAAUCCUUGACCCACCCCAAAGCUGCUGGGGCCCUUGGGCCAAGUCAGUGACGCUCGGGACCAACCCUGCCCACCGCUCCAAACAGGACUCCUGGACACUGACAUCCAGGAUGCACGUGGUGGUGGUGGGGUGGCUUGUAGGGUCUUUGGAAGACUGCAUGUUACCCCCUGGGGGCCGCUGGGGAAAGUGAGAGAGUGUGCGUGUACAUGUGUGUGUACGUGUCUGGGGGUGGGGUGGGGGUGUUCCUGGGCAGCGUGAGCCCCAUGGGGCCCGAAUGGCCACCCGUGUUAACGAUAAAACCUGAAAGGGUGCCA
Messenger RNA from Ornithorhynchus anatinus (platypus), 834 nucleotides. It is a transcript of the gene PPP1R14D, whose product is annotated as protein phosphatase 1 regulatory inhibitor subunit 14D. Gene Ontology annotation, biological process: regulation of phosphorylation. The transcript has 5 exons. Gene Ontology annotation, molecular function: protein serine/threonine phosphatase inhibitor activity. Gene Ontology annotation, cellular component: cytoplasm. Lineage: Eukaryota; Metazoa; Chordata; Mammalia; Monotremata; Ornithorhynchidae. The record is from RefSeq and is a predicted model, not a curated record. Bases 71 to 529 code for a protein of 152 amino acids.